AUGACGAGCAACCAGGCGGAGGGAGGGGCACCCAAUGGGGAGCAGCUCAUCGGCAACCUCCUCGUAGAGGCGGUGAAUGAUCGCAGCUGCACGCAGCGAUUUAAUGUGGAGUUCGCGUUUCUCUGCGACACCACCGUUGACACCGUGCUGGGCGACCUCGAGGAGGCGCUGGCAGGCAUGGGGCUUCGCCCGGCCAUCCAGCGGGACCAGUGCGGCCUGCUGUACGACGGCAGCUGCGCCAAUGUCGGCGGCAACGGCGCCGACGCUGCUGCUGGGCGUCUGCAGGAAGGCGGUGACGCAAGUGUAGGCGAGAAUGGCAGUGUCACGCUGCUUUCGGGGGCGGAUGUAAUCUUCAGGGCCCCGGCGGUGGAAGCCUUUUACGAUCUUAAUCGCCGCUGCGGACUUAGCCGGAUGGCCACGUUCCGCGUUGUGAGGUGCAUGCAGGCCCCGCCGUCGUCGCGUGGCGCCGCGCACACGCCGCAGGAAAAGGCAAGCCCCGCGAUGGACGCCGACGCGGUCGCGAAAGACGGCCUUGCGGUGUACCUGCUCCACCGCAAGCUGCAGUUUGACGAGCUCCCGAGUGAGGGAGUGUCCCCGGCCAGCGAUGAGGAUAACACUGAGACGAGUAGCGGCUACCAAGACGCCCUCGUGCGUGUGCGGGAGAUGGUGGCGGCGGCAGAAAAGUCGAUUCUCGAUGCCCGUCGACAGCAAUACCAGCAACAACCACCCCGCGAGCCGCAUUGGUCCGUGCAGUUAAACACACCGCCCUCGCGGCACGAGUGGCUUAGGACCGUUGAGGCCGAGGCUGCGGCGUACGACCGCCUGAGGGCCAAGCUAGCGAAGGACACCACGCAACUAGUGACGCAGCAGGAGACGUCACGCUGUACAUUAGAAAAUGAGGUGGCGCAGCUCCACCAACGCAUAGAUGCGGUGAAGGUUAACGUUGUGAGACGGGAGGCGUUGCAGGAGCGAGCCGAGGGACUGAAGGCAGAAAUUGAGGCCCAGCGGGAAAAGGAGCAAGAGCUCCUGCGAACCCUGGAGAGGGCGCGGGGCAGGGAGGUGCAACACGCAACACCGCCGGCGUCGGGGGCCGCGCCCUCCGUUGGCGCCUCCGCGGAGCUGCGUCGGCGGCCACAGCUGCCGCCAGGAGAGGCGUCAGCAGCGGCCCCCGGCGCACCGUUGGCGCAGCCGAAUGGAUUUUCUUUGCCCCAGCGUCCCACACCGCCGCGUCCACCGCCGCCACUGACGCCGCCACCGCCACCGCCACCGCCCUCCGUGAAGCAUGACUUUGGCACGAAUUACUCAACCAUUCAAAGUCCAAGCACCGAAAUCGGAGCUGCGACGGGUUCCCAGUUUCUCUCUCCCUCGCUACGCGAGGAUGUGCGCUGCGCCUUGUCGUCCCAUAUGAGGUCCCCGGUGAAUCUUCAACGGUUCCAGGCGGACUCCCAGCGGCUGCGUCACCUCGCCGAGGAGCUGCGCAACCACCUACGGUCACCCAACCCCGACCCCGUGGAGCGGCAGAGGCUUAUGGGUGAAAUUCGCAGCCUUCGACACGAAGUAGAGCGGCGGCGCGAAAGCGAAUCACGGGCUGCAUUGAAAUUGUAG
This is a messenger RNA of Trypanosoma conorhini, 1605 nucleotides long. RefSeq lists its product as uncharacterized. Lineage: Eukaryota; Euglenozoa; Kinetoplastea; Trypanosomatida; Trypanosomatidae. The coding region runs from base 1 to 1605 and encodes 534 amino acids. The record is from RefSeq and is a predicted model, not a curated record. The transcript has a single exon.